CAAGGCAACCAUCUCAAUCAUCUCAACGUUCUGCAAGGCAACAAUCUCAAUCAUCUCAACAUUCUUUUAAGACACAAUUUCCUACUUAUAUACGUCCGUAUAUUGAGGACAUAGUAGAUGUUGUGGCUGAUGAAAAUUGUGGGUUUCGUGCAAUUGCAGCAUUGCUAGGUUGGACCGAAGAAUCUUGGGCUUUAGUUCGAUCACAAUUGGAUAAAGAGAUUGGUCUACAUAAAGAUGUUUAUUCUAAUGUUUUUGAUGACAAUGUUGAAUCAGUGCGGAACUCAUUGAAAAUAUCAAAAUUGGGUGCUCAAGGAAAAGAUAAGUGGAUGUCUUUACCAGACUUGGGUUACGUGAUAGCAACACUAUAUAAUGUCAUAUUGGUGUCGUUGUCUCGUAAUCUGAAUAUGACAUUUUUCCCGCUAAACAAAUCACCAUCGAAAGAGACCUUUGGGCAGUCUUUACUAGCAAUUGGAUUUGUUAACGAGAAUCAUUGGGUACAGAUCAAAUUGAAGUCUGAUUGUCCUUUGCCACCUACGUCACAAAAAUGGAAAGACUUUUGUAGUGACACAGCAAAGAGUUGGGAAGUAGCUUAUGCAGCACGUAUGAAGCAUUGGGAACGCAUUGAUCCAUCAUUUAUCAGAUCAUCUUGUAUUUCAUUAAAUGAAGAUUAGAAUAUGUUGUGUAUCUACGUUUAUGGAUUAUUAUAAUA
Messenger RNA from Cicer arietinum (chickpea), 709 nucleotides. NCBI's taxonomy places the organism in Eukaryota, Viridiplantae, Streptophyta, Magnoliopsida, Fabales, Fabaceae. The record is from RefSeq and is a predicted model, not a curated record.